AUGGCAAGUGUCACGUAUGGCCCGGCACUUGCCGUGACCGCGAGGCCUCAGCAGCCCGUCAAGCGUGCUCCUGCUCCUCCCGUCUCCCCCGAGGUCAGGAAAGCCAUGACUCUUGCUCGUCAAGAGAAAGAGGCGAGGAUCCGCGAGCGGAUCGCGCAAUGGCACGAGCAAACUGCUGCGUUCGCCCGGCAGAUGGCUCAAGACUUCGGGAAGACGGAGGGGUACUUCCUCCACCUGCUUUUCUCUGGCUCCGUGAACACGAAGAACACUCGCAAGCCGAACGCUUACAACGCGUGGUCUAGUUCAGUAGCCAAGGCUGCGAACGAAGGAGCAGCUGCAGGCAAGUCGCAAUCUCUGCUCGACGUUCAGAGGGACCAUAAGGAAGCAUACAAAAAUCUUACGCCCGAAGCGAAGGCGGAGCUCGUCACGCUUUUAGAGGAGACCCGGGCGUCGCGGCAGUAUGGUGUUCGUCUCUCAGCUCGGGCCAAGCACAACGACAUCAUUCGCACGUCGGCGAAGUUGGAUGCGAUGCUGUUCGGUCUCAAGCUGCGUACGGGCGUCGAAGGAUUCACUUGUAUCUUCAAGGGCGACGUCGACAUUACCUUCGCCCCGCGCUGGUAUUUCACGAACUCGGACAUCAACACCUACCUUGGUCAGGCAGUGCGUAGAGGGUGGGACAUCCAGGCAAUCGGGGCACUGGCCGAGGCGUUUGCAGUUGCUGGGUGCGACUUUAUGAGGUUCCUUCGGACUUCUAAGGAUCGCGCAGACUAUAUGAAGUCAGAGAUCCGUGACCUCGUGCAAAGUCAACUCGUCGAGCUGACUGGCAAUGAGAAGAUCAAGAUGAACUAUCUUAACUUCGAACGCGACUUCAUUGUUAAGCAAGGAAUCGACGUCUUAGGCUGGACCCACGACAAGUUCAUCAACCCGUCCGACAUGAGCACAAGCCUCCCCCCUCUUCGUAAACUCGUUGACGCGCUCAAGAAUGGGUCUUGCAAGUUUGUUGAGGCCGGGGAUGUCGCACCUCGUAAAGAGUGUCAGGACAAGGGCAUCGCACGGGGAAAGCGCAGCCGUUCCGACGCGCGUGAUGAUGAGGAUGAUAGCCAGGAGACCGAGCAACCCGACGAGAACGUAGCGGAGGCCCCGGGCCCACCGCAGAAGCGUCGUCGGACGUCGAAGGCUGUGUCGAAGUCGAAGGCUGCGUCGAAGCCAAAGGCCGCGGCGAAGAACCAUCCCAAGAGUGCACCGUUCGUCGAGAACGACAAGUAG
Messenger RNA from Fomitopsis serialis, 1266 nucleotides. RefSeq lists its product as uncharacterized. The transcript has 6 exons. NCBI's taxonomy places the organism in Eukaryota, Fungi, Basidiomycota, Agaricomycetes, Polyporales, Fomitopsidaceae. The record is from RefSeq and is a predicted model, not a curated record. Bases 1 to 1266 code for a protein of 421 amino acids.